CCGAGUUCUCUCGCCUAGCACGUUUGACUCCUCGUCAAGUGAACCAAACAAGGUGAGCAAGCAGGUAUCGCCAUCAACGCGGAUGCUUUUGCACGCGACCCUCCAGAUACCACAUUAUCCUCUCUUUAUUUGAAAGGACAUUCGUGAUCAAUUGCGCACCUGCCCGUGCGUGUCCGCCAUGGCAGUAACUAUACCACCCGUCGAGUUGCCUACAGACAGACGCUCCUAUCUGAAUACGGCGCCUGGCCCAGACAUUCAUGAUCCCAACUGGAUUCCCGUACUCGAUUCCGCACGAUACAAGCCACCCUCUCCUUCAGCUGAGAAAGAAGCCUUGCCACUCACACCCGGCUCAUUCUCCUUGUUUCCCAAUCAAUCGCAAUCAAACUCGCCGAGACCUCGGCCGCCGCUCUCUCACAACUACUCCAAGAGUUCCUUAGCACCUGAAAGUCUGGCAUCAGACUCACGGUCGCAAAGCCCGAGCGAUAAUGUCGAGCCACUACCCAAUAUACAGCAAGCUCAGAGCGAUGCAGGCGCACACCAUCGGCGGAAGACCUCGCUAGGAUCAAGAUCAACAGAAGAGAAGAUUUCGGUGGGCACAGACACCCCUACAGGAGAUGUGGUGAGCGUACCAAGCACCGAGGGGAGUGCAAGUAUAGGCGAGGUGCGACCGUCCCUACGUCAAGAGCAGCAUGAAGAUAUCACGAGCACAACACCCUCGAUAUCGUCUAGCAGAAAACCCGCAGUGCUUCCACCGACCUCUAAAUAUAACCGCAAACCUGUGGCUUCGAUGGCCACGUCCAUCGGACGGCCGUCAUUCGUACCAAGUUUGCCUCAAACACCACAAGAGUCACCCCGGAUAAAUCCCAGUGUGCCUGUUACCGCACCGUCGACACCUCUAGUCCAGCCUUUUUCGACCCCAAAACUCAUUCCAACCGAACUUCCUCUACCUCCUCCACCACCACAACCAGACAGUGUGCCGAAACUGCAGCCGGCUAAGUCGAGUGCUUCGGAGCGCCGCCAACGUGCAUUGCAUUCUCACCCAUCGAAUAUCUCGCUCCGGUCACCACGUAACUCAAGCUCCGACGACGCAGAGAUCCCAUUCAAGCCACCGUCCGUGCGCAAGCCACGAAAGUCCACCGACUCUCGUGCUACGUCAGUCAGGUCUACGAUCUACGAUGUUCAGAUGCCGACGCCAGCACCCACGACGCCUCUCCCCCAGUUACCCCCCGAGGCUCGACGGCCGCCAACUCGGGAAAACAAUGCCUCGCAAAACUCGACGCCAGCAUUGGCGAAUGAACCUUUUCUGCCCACUACGCCGACCGUGCGACCUUCAGAGCACUCGGAGAUAGCAUCGUUCAUGACGGAGAAAAAUACCCUUGUCUUCCGCCGAUUCGAUGACGUGCAUGUGCGACUUUUGCUGUGCUUGCAAAGUGAGAUCUCUCAGCUCGAGAAGGAGCUGUCGACGUUGGAAAGCCCGACAAGUCAUGGUUAUCCAGCCGAGAAGAUGACACAGAAGAUGAGAGUGUUGAGGGAAUUGAGAAGAGUGGUUGCAGAGUAUGAUCAUCUUUUUACGACUUGGAGCAAAAUGCAAGCGAACAGGGCCAGUGAAUCGACGACGAGGGAGUUGAAGCAGUGGCUACACAAGCCCGCCACGAGUGCUCAGGCUGGCUUGGGCAUUGAGAUAAGGCAGGAUUUGCAGUGGUUGGAAGAGAACAAGAAUGAUCUAAGCAGUAUUGACUUUAGCGAGAAGGAGGAGAUGCUGCAAAAGGAGACGCCGCAGACAGGCCCAAGCAAUAGCGGAGGGGCGUCGGGCUUUCUGGCAUUGUUUGGAUGUGGUGGGAAGAGGAAGUAAUGAUGUCUGUCAUGUGUAAAGGAGUGGAUUUCUGACGCAACGGCUGGAUGGGCAUUGGCAUACAUCUGGGGGAUUUGGACACAUGAACAUAGUCUGGACACGGUCAGUAAAAGCACGGUUGGGAAGACUGCAAGGUGUUGAUGAGCAAGGGUCAGCAAUGAAUUCUGAGUGGCUUCCAAAUUCCUGAUACGACGAUUAUACCAGGUACCCUGCUGGCAUCAUGUUCUCUUGCACUUCCAUCUCACUCUUGUCUUCACUAGAUGAUGUAUGACGCUAAUGGCGCAGGUACGGUGAGGUGUGUGUGGUAGUUGCCGUAGUACGGAAGUAGUUUGCACGGAGUCAGAUUUCC
Molecule: messenger RNA, 2201 nt
Organism: Exophiala xenobiotica
Lineage: Eukaryota; Fungi; Ascomycota; Eurotiomycetes; Chaetothyriales; Herpotrichiellaceae
Exons: 2
Coding region: 179-1852 (557 amino acids)
Source: RefSeq, a predicted model, not a curated record